Molecule: messenger RNA, 780 nt
Organism: Sitophilus oryzae (rice weevil)
Lineage: Eukaryota; Metazoa; Arthropoda; Insecta; Coleoptera; Curculionidae
Product: craniofacial development protein 2-like
Exons: 3
Coding region: 1-780 (259 amino acids)
Biological process (GO): chromatin remodeling
Cellular component (GO): nucleus
Source: RefSeq, a predicted model, not a curated record
AUGUCGUUGCUAAAUCCGUAUCCGUAUUCUGAGAAGUGUGAUUUAAAUUUCUGUCCAGAUCUGAUGGUCUACGCUCCAACAGCGGAUAGUGACGACGAGGAGGUGGAAUCUUUCUACAAAAAGAUUGAUGACGUCAUGAAACUAACUAAAAACAAAGACGUCACUUUGCUCCUGGACGACAUGAAUGCAAAGAUUGGACAAGGUUCAUGUGGAAAAUGCAUUGGGCGGUAUGGACUGAGCGAACGUAAUGAGCGAGGAGACCGCCUUCUAAAAUAUUGCCAAGAAAACUCCAUGAUAAUAACUAAUACGUACUUCAAACUACCAAAACGUCGCCUAUACACAUGGAAAUCGCCACGAGACAGUGAGAACCGCAUAGUCCGAAACCAAAUUGAUUAUAUUAUCCUCAAUCAGAGAUACAGGAAUGCAGUGAAAAGUGUCAAAUCAUACCCAGCAGCAGAUGUAGGCUCGGACCACAGCCUUCUGGUGACGGAGAUUAUGGUAAAGCUCAAGAAGCUGAAAGUUUUGUCGAACCAAAUAUCUAUUGAUACCAGCCUACUAAGAAGUAAUAACGCGAAAGUGAAGGUGUACCAAGAACAAUACAUCGAAACCCCUUUCAACGACCAAAGAGAAGAAAUCACUACCAACACUAACAAUGAAAUGGGGGCAUCUAUUUUAAAGGAAGAAGUGCAAGCGGCAAUAAAAGGAGCCAAAGAUGGGAAAGCGCCUGGCCCUGAUGAUCUACCUGCAGAUGCGCUCAAGUUGAUAGAAGAACAAAACUAA